Messenger RNA from Pipra filicauda (Wire-tailed manakin), 801 nucleotides. RefSeq names its product olfactory receptor 14J1-like. Gene Ontology annotation, molecular function: olfactory receptor activity; G protein-coupled receptor activity. The annotation marks the transcript as partial. Gene Ontology annotation, biological process: G protein-coupled receptor signaling pathway. The record is from RefSeq and is a predicted model, not a curated record. The transcript has a single exon. Gene Ontology annotation, cellular component: membrane. NCBI's taxonomy places the organism in Eukaryota, Metazoa, Chordata, Aves, Passeriformes, Pipridae.
GACCUGGGCUGCAUCUGCACCACUGUCCCCAAAGCCAUGCACAAUUCCCUCUGGGGCACCACAACCAUCUCCUACACAGGAUGUGCUGCACAGGUCUUUUUCUUUUAUUUCUUCAUGUCAGCAGAGUUUUCCCUCCUCACCAUCAUGUGCUACGACCGCUACGUUGCCAUCUGCAAACCCCUGCACUACGGGACCCUCCUGGGCAGCAGAGCUUGUGCCCACAUGGCAGCAGCUGCCUGGGCCACUGGCUUUCUCUAUUCUCUGCUGCACACAGCCAAUACAUUUUCCCUGCCCCUGUGCCAGGGCAAUGUCCUGGGCCAGUUCUUCUGUGAAAUCCCACACAUCCUCAAGCUCUCCUGCUCACACUCAGGCUACCUCAGGGAACUCGGGCUCAUUGGGGUCACUGUCUGUUUAGCGUUUGGUUGUUUCAUUUUCAUUGUUUUCUCCUAUGUGCAGAUCUUCAGGGCUGUGCUGAGGAUCCCCUCUCAGCAGGGACAGCACAAAACCUUUUCCACGUGCCUCCCUCACCUGGCUGUGCUCUCCCUGUUUGUCAGCACUGGUGCAUUUUCCGACCUGAAGCCCCCCUCCAUCUCCUCCCCAUCCCUGGACCUUGUGGUGGCAGUUCUGUACUCAAUAUUACCUCCAGCACUGAACCCCCUCAUCUACAGCCUCAGGAACCAGGAGCUUAAGGAUGCCUUGAGGAAAAUGAUGACUGGAUGCUUUUCAAGAGCAAUAACCUGCCUUUUUUCUUCUGGGCAACACUCAUUGUAUAACCCUUUACUGGCCCAGCCUGCUUUCUAA